Molecule: messenger RNA, 1446 nt
Organism: Ogataea haglerorum
Lineage: Eukaryota; Fungi; Ascomycota; Pichiomycetes; Pichiales; Pichiaceae
Exons: 1
Coding region: 1-1446 (481 amino acids)
Biological process (GO): regulation of Ras protein signal transduction; mitotic spindle orientation checkpoint signaling
Cellular component (GO): SIN/MEN two-component GAP complex; mitotic spindle pole body
Molecular function (GO): GTPase activator activity
Source: RefSeq, a predicted model, not a curated record
AUGGACCACGAUUUUAGAACCUCGGUUAUUCGCAAACCGAGCGCCAAACAGCUCGGGCAACAGCUUAGCCAGCAUAGACUCGAUGACUUGUUUGGCAGAUCGCAGCUUUCGACGGUACGUGAGACAGAGUCGGAACACGCGCCUCAAAGGCUACUGAAAACCAAAAAGUCCAAGUUGCUCGCCAAAUACAAAGAUGACGACUUAGAAGACGACCAAUGGGAGCAGUUCGAAAACAUAGAUUUGGGAGCGCGGCUAAAGCAGCGCCGAGAACACAAAGACACAUUUGCACCGCGCUCCCAAAGCAGCCUUUCCAUCUCGUCAGGAUUCAGCAGCGUGUCUGCCAAUAGCUCUCACUUCGUCGAGUCUGAUACAGAACACAGCGACUAUGCUGAAGAUUUUGAUGAUCUAGAGCAAAAUCUGAAUCUGGCCCAAAAAUUGGAGCUUCGUCGCCAACAGGCAGAGAAGCUAGCAGAUAUCACGCGACGCGCCUCCAGAUUAUAUCUGGAUGAUGAACGUACCUAUGAAGAUGAUUUCGACAACUUCCAGUCAUCGGGACCAAACGUUCGACAGUUUAAAGUGGUGAGCCCGAGAAAGGUGCGCAGUAAGACUUCCGCUCCGGUUCUUUCAAACGACCUCGGUCGCCGCUCUCUCCGCAAGUCGUCCUCCACAAUGGACAUUCCUCGCUCGAGUCUUUCGCGCUCUCUGCAUCGCACUAUGUCAACGGUAGACUUGAUGCCGAUGGCCCGCGUUAAGAAAUAUACAUCAGAGUUCGAAGAGACUGACGAUUAUCCAGAAGACUUGACCAUUACUCUCUCCGAUUACAAAAGACUGAAACGCAAGAGUCGCGCUCUGGAUCUUUCUAAAUAUGCAGAGAAGGAUACCCGUUCUCGUCGUACUCACUUCACAGAUCCGUCAGUGACUAAUAGCACACGAUUAACCAAGGAAGGGAAGCUCAAGAUGAUUCGAUCACUGGGACGGGCAAGGGCUCGUCAAGUGAUGGGUGGCAUGAUCUACGAUCCGGAGGAAAUGAAGUGGCAGGGUAAUGAAGACGACUUGAGCCUGUUCGAGUCGCAGAUCUCUAGAAGACCAGCGCCAUCAAAAAAGUCUUCGAUGCAACGCAGCCAGAGUAGCAAGAAUUUGCAAGUUGUCGGAAACAUGAUAUACGAUGACGAAAACCUUCGCUGGGUUAGCAUGACAGGCAAAUACGAAGAUGACCCCUUCGCGAAUUUUGAUGAUACCAUCAAAGAUCCUCCAAAGAGAAAGAAAGAGCCCAAAAAUGUACCUAAAACUGCCCAUACCGAGCACUUCCUCAUAUCGGACGAUCUGUACAAAAGUUGGAAGCAAGAACACCAGCGCUGGGUGCGCAAGGUCAGCAACUGGUUUCCUACUGACGACGAGGGAUUUGCUUACUGCUAUGAGUUAAAGACAUUCUUAAAUGAUAAUUAG